Epinephelus lanceolatus (giant grouper) is the source of this 571-nucleotide messenger RNA. NCBI's taxonomy places the organism in Eukaryota, Metazoa, Chordata, Actinopteri, Perciformes, Serranidae. The record is from RefSeq and is a predicted model, not a curated record.
AUGAACCACUAUGCUAAUAAGAAGAGUGCAGCUGAGAGCAUGCUGGAUGUGGCUCUACUGAUGGCUAACGCCUCCCAGCUAAAGGCUGUGCUGGACCAGGGGCCAAACUUCUCUUUUUACACUCCCAUCGUCACCUUAAUCAGCAUCUCCCUCUGUCUGCAGGUCACAGUCGGGCUCCUGCUCAUCUUCAUAGUCCGAUGGAACCUGAAUGAUGAGCAAAAGCACUGGGAGCUGAACCUUAUAGAGAACUUGGCCACAAGCCUGGUUUUUAUCAUAGUGGUGGUCAACGUCUUCAUCACAGCCUUUGGAGUCCACAGGCCGAACCGCAGCGACUGAUGAAGAACACACACGCAGAGAAGACAGAGGCGGCAAAGUGCUGCACGUCUCCUGAGAUCAGACACCUGAACUCUCCUCCAAAGCUGCGCUGGAGAUACUGUCUUUGAUGUGGCCAUUUUCCUUCUCAUUCAUCAUUAGAAGAAAUACUUGAAAGGUCUCCACCCGAGUAUGAAAUGCAUCCUCCCUGCACAGAAGUCUUUCUUCAGCAGUCAACAAGGUUUAAUGUUGCGUUUAA